Protobothrops mucrosquamatus (brown spotted pit viper) is the source of this 1866-nucleotide messenger RNA. RefSeq names its product tRNA selenocysteine 1-associated protein 1. The record is from RefSeq and is a predicted model, not a curated record. NCBI's taxonomy places the organism in Eukaryota, Metazoa, Chordata, Lepidosauria, Squamata, Viperidae. The transcript is spliced from 10 exons. The coding region runs from base 404 to 1432 and encodes 342 amino acids. Gene Ontology annotation, molecular function: RNA binding.
CCGCCGAGGCUUCUGGGAAGGAAACUGAGCAAGACGAAGCGAGCCCACGCGCUUCCCCUGCCCCUUGCGCGCGCUGAUAGCUCGCAACUUCGGCGUCGCUGUGCGCAGCGUGCGGCCCUCGUGUGAAAUCACAAGUUCUUGAACAACCUUAGAGGGAGAAAAAGUACUGCUGUUACUUCAGUUUAGAUGAUUAAAGUAACUAUAGAGGCAAGAUCUCACCUUGUUCUGGUACUUGCCACCUUCUGCAGCUAUUUUUUUUUAAAUUUUUUAAGUUUGUACAUUUGACACUCACCGCAUCCGAAAAAGCAGCUACUACAGACUUCUUGCGAAGAUAGCUUUUUACAAUGACUAGCCAGGCAUUUUCCCCAGAGGCUGCUUUCCCUCAUGGGAGGCGGAGGGAGAGAUGGGACCCCAGGCUUCUGUCAAGGGAAAGGAUACAGUGGGAAAGGCCAAAAAAGAAAGCCUGCCUCUGUGGUGGAGAUCCCCCCACAAAAAACGGAAGAAAAAGAGUAAAGCAAGAGCAGGAAGACCAGAUUUUACUAGUAUUCCAAGCAGGCCAGAAUUUGUAAGGCAAGAAUUUGUUAGGGCAGAAUUUACCAGGCCUGAAUUUGCAAUAUUUGUAGGAGAGUUAACUCCUGAAGUGGAUGACUUUUUGCUGUAUGACUAUUUUUUUAAAAAGUAUCCAUCAUGUAUAGACUGUAAAGUGGCCACAGAUCUGCUGGGAUAUUCCAGGGGUUAUGGCUUUGUCAGAUUUUCUGAUGAAGGUGAUAUGAUGAGAGCACUGCAAGAUUGUCAGAAUGCACCUGGUCUAGGUGGAAAACGAAUUCGAUUGACUUUAGGAAUUUCUAAAAGACUGAAAGCAGAAUUUCAAAGGUACCAGCCCUAUAGUUAUAAUGACUAUUACCAAGACUAUCAAAACUAUUACCGCCAGUACAAUUAUGAUAGAAAUGAACGCUAUGACCGAUUUGAUCGCUAUGAUCGUUUUGACCGUUUUGAUCGAGGCAGCCGCUUUGGGGAUCGUUUUUCUGAACGUUACCCUGAGCAUUUUGGUGAUCGUUUUCCUGAACGUUAUGCUGAGCGAUUUGGUUCUCGUUUUGGUGAACGCUAUGACUAUCCUGAGUAUGGAGAUUAUCCUGAAUAUGCAGAUUAUAAUGCUGACUAUAGUGAUUAUAAUUAUACUUACGGAUCUUAUGAAAGAAUGCAGCCUACUGGAACUGGGGGACAACAAGCAAUGAAUCCAGCUUUAUUUCAGGAUAGCUGUGGUAUGAUUUUAAAUGAUGAUCUAAUAACAGAAGAUCCACAACUCAACAUAGAUGUUCAUAGAAUGAACAGAGAAUUUAUGGUGAGAAGUGAAGAACUUUUUGACACACUUAUGAGCUGUCAUUGGCAACCUCUGGACACAGUCACUUCCGAGAUCCCUACUGCUUACUAAAAGUGUCUUAUGUUAACACCAUAGCAUGACUAUUUUGACCAAGGUGCUAAAUUGACAUUUCUUCUACAUUACUUUAGAUCCUAAAUUUUAAAGCACAGUGUUGGAUUAUUAUUAUUUUUUUUGCAAUGCUUUGAUGGCCUUUGUAAUUUUGUUCAUCAGUAUCUUGAAAUCAUGUAAAUAUUCUGGAAAUGUAAAGAGUUAAAAUAUGGACUUGCUUAUGUAAAUAAUAAAAACUUUGUUUCUGCAAAUAUGCUUGUAAAAACCUAUUCUUUUACCAUAAAGGAUAUGCUAAGUACUUGGUACUUAGAUCUUCAGUGGUACAUUAACUUAGUUGAUUUCUAAUGGAGGUGGAAUUAAAUUAGGUGGAAAUUUUGAUUCAUCUGGCAAGUUGACAUCAUGCAAGACAAUAUAUGAACAAAAAAUCCAUUUAUUUA